Phragmites australis (common reed) is the source of this 897-nucleotide messenger RNA. RefSeq names its product pathogenesis-related protein PRB1-3-like. Gene Ontology annotation, cellular component: extracellular region. The transcript has 2 exons. The record is from RefSeq and is a predicted model, not a curated record. NCBI's taxonomy places the organism in Eukaryota, Viridiplantae, Streptophyta, Magnoliopsida, Poales, Poaceae. Bases 261 to 815 code for a protein of 184 amino acids.
UAUGCUUCAGUUUGAUUGGCUUCAUUGGUUAGUGAAGAGCCAUGGUUCCUAUGCUCUGGCAGCAAGCCCUUUUGAGAUUGCUGGGGCAGAAGGUACAAAUCCAUCAUUUGCUUGGAGCAUAACAGGGACGGACAGAUGCAUGCGAUGCGCCCAUUUGCAUUGCACUGAUCCAGCAAAGCAUACCUACGUGAGCAGCAGGCUUGCUUGGAUCCAUCCAUCCCCACCUCAAGCAAACCAUCCGGAGAUCGAGAGGGGAGGGAAUGGCGGGCCUCGCCCCGCUUCUCCUCCUCGCCGGCGCUCUGCUGCUACCUUGCGCCCUGAUGCUCACCACCGCAGAAUUCCACGCCCACUCGGACCUCUUCUCCGCCGAGCACCAUCCGCCGGCCGAUGGGCCCGGGGUGGCGCACGAGUUUUUGGAGGCGCACAACCGGGUCCGCGCCAAGUACGGCGUCCCGACGCUGCGGUGGAGCAGCAAGCUGGCCCGGUACGCGCGCCGGUGGUCGUCGCUUCGGCGGUUCGACUGCGUGCCCAUGCACUCGCCCAACUCGCCCUACGGCGAGAACGUCUUCUGGGGCACCGGCAGGGAGUGGCGCGCCGCCGACGCCGUCACCAGCUGGGCCACCGAGGCAUCCUACUUCGACUGGCGCUCCCAGGCGUGCCACCCGGGGCAGGUCUGCGGACACUUCACGCAGCUGGUCUGGAACGACACGGAGUUGGUCGGCUGCGGCCGCGCCGAGUGCUUCGGCGGCGGCGUAUUCAUCACCUGCUCCUACGACCCGCCGGGGAACUGGAAGGGCGAGGUGCCGCUCACCUGAUCGAUAAACUACGUACGUAAUUGUUAGCGACGACCUUGAUCGACGACGACGUACCGACCCAGCCGGUGCAUCGAUCCACAGC